Messenger RNA from Scaptodrosophila lebanonensis, 1281 nucleotides. Its product is annotated as putative gustatory receptor 58b. The transcript is spliced from 2 exons. The record is from RefSeq and is a predicted model, not a curated record. Gene Ontology annotation, cellular component: membrane. The coding region runs from base 1 to 1281 and encodes 426 amino acids. Gene Ontology annotation, biological process: sensory perception of taste. Lineage: Eukaryota; Metazoa; Arthropoda; Insecta; Diptera; Drosophilidae.
AUGGUGCACCACAAGCUGGUAAUGUGGUUGAAAAUCAGCUACUUUCAUUUGGCCAUGUUUGCACUGCUGCCGACGACGCUGAAGUUACGUAGCCCUCUUAGCAGGCGAUUUUGGAGACGCGUCAGGGCGUCCCGAAUAUAUGUGCUCUACAGUUUCUUCUGCACCUGCCUCGUCUUUAUUGAGCUGCCGUUCCUGGUGCCCCACAAUAUUUUCACUGGCUACAUGAGUCGUAAUAUUGUGCUGCAGUCCGGCUUUUUCGUAAAUCUAUCCAUACGCAUGUUGGGAAUCUUGGGGUGCUAUGGCUUCGUGUGGCUCUUCCGUUCCAGACUGUUGCAGCUAUUUGGCGAACUGGCCGCCCAUUGGCGCUUCUACGGACCCUUGUUGCAGCGACUGGUUGGGGCACGGGCACUUGAACACUUGGAGCUCUCGCUGGCAGCUCUAAUGCGUCGCAAGCUGGGCGUUAUCUAUGGCCUGCUUGCGGCCUCCGCCUAUGUGCAGUAUAUCUUGAUCCCGGCCGCAACAGGUGCGAACUUUGUAGCGAUGUGUAUGACCCUAUCGCACAUGGUUCUGCUCAAUGUGGCCUCAAUAGGCUUCUACACGAUACUGUUGCUUCUCUAUCAUCAGUUCGAGAGCGUGAAUCUGGCGCUAUUGCGGCUCUACGAGACUCUUUGUUGCUAUGAGCGCAGUGGGAAGCUCUACUAUUCGAUGGAGGAGCAGCGUCGAUGUCUUAACCACCUCCGUCGAACUGCUGACCUGCAUUCUGAUUGCUACUGCCUGGCACGUCGCUUCUUUUGCAUGUAUGACGUGCCAAAUGCCACGCUUUUUCUUAACAUGUUCUCCACAACUAUUUACAUUCUCUACCAUGCUGUUCAGUUCUCCAACUCGACGAUCAACCCCAGUAUUUGGGGCAUGCUUGCGGGUCAAACUCUGGUCACGCUCAACUUCUGGAAUAGCUGCCUUUUAAUGAACAUGGUGGAUGGGGUGCUUUGUGCGUGCAACGACACGGGCCAGCGCCUGAGGCAGUUCACCGAUCUACAAUUGUUCAGUAACGAAUUUGAAAAGGAGCUGCAGCGAUUCGCCAGCAAUGUGCGUGAUCAUCGACUGGUCUACAAGAUAUGUCGCUGUGUUGAGCUCAACAAGCCCGCCUGCCUGAGCUUUUUGUGUACGGCUCUACUCCAAGUCAUUGUUUUGAUGCAGUUCGAUAUGGGGCAGAAACGUUUCGCGCCCCCAAGUCCGAGCUCUAUUCCAAUGUUGCCGGUGCCUAAGCAGAUCGGGAGCUAA